UGUGGGCUUGGCUUGUCUCUGGCUUGGAGCAAGCAGGCACACCAAACGUCCAUUUGUUUCUCCAGACUGGAAUCCACAGGCCGUUGUCAUUUCUUUUCUCCGAAGUGCAAUCGCUGCGACCCUCAGUGAGGCGAUUCUUUUCCCCUGCGCUCUCUCUCCCUCUCUCUCCAAGAUGUGGGAGGCACUCGAGAGGUCUAUUCUCAUGAUUGGCCUAUAUUGGACAUGCGUGUCAGCCAACCAGUGUGCUCUCGGGUGGCGCGGAUACGGCACCAGCUGCUACAAGAAGGUGGAAUUCCCCAACGGUUGGCUGGGCGCCUGGCACCACUGCCUCUCUGAGGGCGGCAACCUGGUCUCGAUCACCUCCUCGGCCGAGGAAAGGUUUGUGAAGACGACCAUGGCCAAGUACAACCACUUCUGGCUGGGACUCUCCAACCAGAAAUGUGACACGGUCUGGUGUCGCUUUGAAGGCGGGAGCCAGAAGCUGACCUGGUCUGAUGGCCAGACAACAACACACCGCAACUGGGCCCCAAAUCAACUUGAAAGCGCCGACGUCGCGUCCUGCGCCUACGUCAACCAAAAGGUUUGGAAGGAUUCCGGGAAGUGGAGGUCUGGCUCCUGCGCUUCCUCCUUAGCCUACAUGUGCAAACGGCCGCUGGACUGCCCGGCGUGUUCCCCCAAAAGUGGUCCUGCUGUGGUGAAGACUUCUGACUGCGACGAUAGCAACAUCCUUUAUGGCGAUCAUUGCUAUCUUUUUGGCGAGAGUCGUGAAACUCAAGAGGAUGCUGAGGAGUUCUGUCUCGCCCGGCGAGCCCAACUGCCUCUCGUCCACUCUAAGCGAGAUGUCCGAUUCCUGUUUGAUGAGUGUGUAAGAUAUGAUAUUUGGCUGGGACUCAAGAAGAAGGGCAAUGACUACAAGUGGAAUGACGGAACAGCUUUGGACUACGAAGACCUCAAUGACAGGCACUUCUCCGGUGGUGACUGUGCAAUAAUAGGUCCUGGGGCACGGAUCUUCCUGAACGUCAAAUGCCAAUACAAGAAGCCAGUUGUCUGCCAAACAGCCAAGCGCGGCGGAGGGCGUCCACAGCUGCCACCAUUGGUGGGCCAACCUGACUGGACUGAAAAAUGCGGCUGGUGGCUGGACCGCCCCUCCAGCGACUUCUGCUACCUGAUCAUCCCACAGGCCACCAAGACCUGGCAGGAGGCGCAAGACCACUGCCAAGCCUACCAAGGGAACCUGCUCAGCAUCGCCGACUCGCACGAGCAGGGCUUAGUGCACGUUCUCUUCAAGAGUCAGGGAGAAGCGUCCUCUCUCUGGUUGGGCGCCGAUGUCUCACUCGAUGACGAUGACGGCAAAUGGAUUGACGGAUCCUCGUUCACGUUCAAGCGCCGUUGGGAAGGUGACACCAAAGGGGGGCAUUGUCUUUCCUUGCUCACUGCCAGCGGCGACUGGAAGUACGACCCGUGCGGCAACAAGAGAGGCUACGUCUGCAAGAAAAGAGGAAAAGGAGUGAAAGCGCCGACUCUUGACGACAGCAAGUGUGAUCCCGGGUGGACCGAGCGCAACUCCAGCUGCUACAAGAAGAUGGAAGUCCCCAACGGUUGGCUGGGGGCCUGGCACCACUGCGUCUGGCUGGGCGGCGACCUGGUCUCGAUCACCUCCUCGGCCGAGGAAGACUUUGUGAAGACGACCAUGGACAAGGACACCCCCUUCUGGCUGGGACUCUCCAACCAGAAAUGCGACGACUCCUGGUGUCGCUUUGAAGGCGGGAUCCAGACGCUGGCCUGGUCUGAUGGCGAGACAAUAAAUCACACCAACUGGGCCCCAAAUCAACUCAAAAGCGCCGCCGUUGCGUCCUGCGCCUACGUCAACCAAGGGGGAAGUGGUGAGCCCGGCAAGUGGAGGUCUGGCUCCUGUCAUUCCUCGUUGGCCUACAUGUGCAAACGGCCGCAGAGCUGCCCAGAGGGACAGACGUGUUCCCCCAAACGUGGUCCUGCUGUCGUGAAGACUGACUACUGCGACGACAACUCCUUCCACUAUGAUGAUUAUUGUUACCGUUACGAGAAGACGUAUGAAAAUUAUGACGAUGCCGAGAAGUUCUGUCAAGUCCGGGGAGGCCACCUGGCUAGCGUCCACUCUAAGCAAGAGGCCCAAUUUGUGUAUGAUCACUCGCAGACCUCACAAUCUGCUUUGGUGGGACUCAAGAAAACGACGGGCGACGACUACAAGUGGAGUGACGGAACAACCUUUGAGUACAAACGGUGGGAAAAAGACACCACGGGGGACUGUGCGUUCCCAAAUUCUGUUGGGGAGUUGAGUGGCUGUGAGUGCUCAACAACGCGGCCAUUCUUCUGCAAAACAGCCAAGCGCGGAGGGACUCGACGGCUGGCAUCAUCAGUCAGCCUAGUCAGCUGGACUUACAAAUGCGGCUGGUGGCUGGACAACCCCACCAACGACUUCUGCUACCUGAUGAUCAGCCAGCCCACCAAGACCUGGCAGAAGGCGCAAGACGACUGCAAACUCCUCGAAGGGGACCUGCUCAGCAUCACCGACACCGAUGAGCAGGGCUUCAUAAAGGGUAUCGCCAAGGUUCUGAUGGGCGAUGACGCCUCCCUGUGGUUGGGCGCCAACGGAGGCAUCGAGGGUGACGGCGGCAAGUGGGCUGACGGAUCCCCCUUCUCUUACCUCCACUCGAGCGAAGGUCGGGCUGAGGCGGUUCAGUGA
Syngnathus typhle (broad-nosed pipefish) is the source of this 2722-nucleotide messenger RNA. RefSeq names its product C-type mannose receptor 2-like. The record is from RefSeq and is a predicted model, not a curated record. The coding region runs from base 173 to 2722 and encodes 849 amino acids. The transcript has 24 exons. Gene Ontology annotation, molecular function: signaling receptor activity. Lineage: Eukaryota; Metazoa; Chordata; Actinopteri; Syngnathiformes; Syngnathidae.